AUGAACUACCUGCGGCGCCGCCUGUCGGACAGCAACUUUAUGGCCAAUCUGCCGAAUGGGUAUAUGACAGACCUGCAGCGUCCGCAGCCACCCCCGCCGCCGCCCGGUGCCCACAGCCCCGGAGCCACGCCCGGUCCCGGGACCGCCACUGCUGAGAGGUCCUCCGGGGUCGCCCCCGCGGCCUCUCCGGCCGCCCCUAGCCCCGGGUCCUCGGGGGGCGGUGGCUUCUUCUCGUCGCUGUCCAACGCGGUCAAGCAGACCACGGCGGCAGCAGCUGCCACCUUCAGCGAGCAGGUGGGCGGCGGCUCUGGGGGCGCAGGCCGCGGGGGCGCCGCCUCCAGGGUGCUGCUGGUCAUCGACGAGCCGCACACCGACUGGGCAAAAUACUUCAAAGGGAAAAAGAUCCAUGGAGAAAUUGACAUUAAAGUAGAACAGGCCGAAUUCUCUGAUCUCAACCUUGUGGCCCAUGCCAAUGGUGGAUUCUCUGUGGACAUGGAAGUUCUUCGGAAUGGGGUGAAGGUCAUGCGGUCUCUGAAGCCGGAUUUUGUGCUGAUCCGCCAGCACGCCUUCAGCAUGGCACGCAACGGAGACUACCGCAGUUUGGUCAUUGGGCUGCAAUAUGCUGGAAUCCCCAGUGUUAACUCCUUGCAUUCUGUCUACAACUUCUGUGACAAGCCCUGGGUGUUUGCCCAGAUGGUUCGACUGCAUAAGAAACUGGGGACAGAAGAAUUCCCUCUAAUUGAUCAGACCUUCUACCCUAAUCACAAAGAAAUGCUCAGCAGCACAACAUACCCUGUGGUUGUGAAGAUGGGGCACGCACACUCUGGGAUGGGCAAGGUCAAAGUUGACAACCAGCAUGACUUCCAGGACAUCGCAAGUGUUGUGGCACUGACCAAGACGUAUGCCACUGCCGAGCCCUUCAUCGAUGCCAAAUAUGACGUGCGUGUCCAGAAGAUUGGGCAGAACUAUAAGGCCUACAUGAGGACGUCAGUGUCAGGGAACUGGAAGACCAACACUGGCUCUGCGAUGCUGGAGCAGAUCGCCAUGUCUGACAGAUACAAGCUGUGGGUGGAUACAUGCUCGGAGAUUUUUGGGGGACUGGACAUCUGCGCAGUGGAAGCGCUACAUGGCAAAGACGGAAGGGAUCACAUCAUUGAGGUGGUGGGCUCCUCCAUGCCGCUCAUUGGUGACCACCAGGAUGAAGACAAACAGCUCAUCGUAGAGCUCGUGGUCAACAAGAUGGCUCAGGCCCUGCCCCGGCAGCGACAGCGGGAUGCCUCCCCUGGCAGGGGCUCCCACAGCCAGACUCCGUCCCCAGGGGCCCUGCCCUUGGGCCGCCAGACCUCCCAGCAGCCCGCAGGGCCCCCGGCUCAGCAGCGACCCCCACCACAGGGCGGCCCUCCACAGCCGGGCCCAGGCCCCCAGCGCCAGGGACCCCCAUUGCAGCAGCGCCCGCCCCCGCAGGGCCAGCAGCACCUUUCAGGCCUUGGACCCCCAGCUGGCAGCCCCCUGCCCCAGCGCCUUCCAAGUCCCACCUCAGCGCCCCAGCAGCCCGCGUCCCAGGCAGCGCCGCUGACCCAGGGUCAAGGCCGCCAAUCCCGGCCAGUGGCGGGAGGCCCUGGGGCGCCUCCAGCAGCCCGCCCACCCGCCUCUCCCUCUCCCCAGCGUCAGGCGGGCCCCCCACAGGCUACCCGUCAGACAUCCGUCUCCGGCCCGGCUCCGCCAAAGGCCUCUGGGGCCCCACCGGGCGGGCAGCAGCGCCAGGGCCCGCCCCAGAAACCCCCAGGCCCAGCCGGCCCCACACGCCAGGCCAGCCAGGCGGGUCCCGUGCCCCGCACUGGGCCACCCACCACGCAGCAGCCUCGGCCCAGCGGCCCGGGCCCCGCUGGACGUCCCAAGCCACAGCUGGCCCAGAAACCCAGCCAGGACGUGCCGUCACCCGCCACCGCCGCUGCAGGGGGACCUCCGCACCCCCAGCUCAACCAAGAAUUCAGAGAAGCUUCUGCCCAGGACUCUUCCCAUGAAUCCGACACUUCACCCUGGAUCCAAGUCCUCCCAGCCUGUCCCAGAUCUCGCCUCCCUGGCCCAGGACUCCACCCACUCCAUCUGAGUCCUCCCAGCCUCGAGAACCUGUUAGGGUCCAGGCCCAUGGUGGCAGAGCCAGCCCCGCCCAGGCCCAGCCUUAGCCAGGACGAGGUGAAAGCUGAGACCAUCCGCAGCCUGAGGAAGUCUUUCGCCAGCCUCUUCUCCGACUGAUACCCCACUCUGAGAACCCCAAAAUCCCUGGGCAACCCUUCUCUGGGCCCUGAAUCCAUUUCUCACUUUUGGAGUCUCCACAUCCCUUGAGAACCCAUCUCCCGGUUCUCCAAGAUUCCACCUCUCAUUCCUCAAGAUCCCUGAGUACCUUGAGAAACCUGACUCCUCCUGGCCGUAAAUCCAGUUCUCACAUGUGGAAUCCCCAAGUCCUUUUAGAACCCCACUCCUGGUCACUUCAAGAUCUACUUCUGUUUUAGGACCUCCAGAUUCCUGAAGACCUCCGACCCUGGUUUCCCCAGAGGGCGUUUUCCUUCCUGGAAGUGCCCAAAUACCAGGCAACCCAUUGCAAAAUCCCUUCCUGGAGCCCUGAAGUUCCUGGAAAGCCCUAUUUUUGGUCCCAAAUCUCUCCAACACACCUAUUUCCCAUCACAAUUUUCCAAAUCCUCAAGAAACCCCUACUGUUGAGCCCCUUCCCAUGGAUCUUCCAUCCCUCUGAAGAUCCACAUCUUCAAAUGCCACCCAACACCAGCCCCCUCAACCUCAUUCAAUACCUUGGGAGCUCCUCCCACUUCCAGGACCCCUCAAUUCCCCCAGGGACCCCCUACCCAGUUUCCUGCCUCUGACAGCUGUCUUUAAAUAUGCAAACUCCACCCAUCUUCCCAGAAUCCUUUGCACACGGAAGGCCAGUGGUCUCCGCUUCCCCACCUUUGCCGUGAUGUCUGUGUCUGUGACUGAUGUGGCCUCCUCUUGUGCCGUGCUUGGCAUAUGUGGUCCUCGUUCAUCGUGCCGCCUGUGGUGAUGCGUGCAGUGACGCUGUUUAUGUGGUCCGCACCUCCCCCUGACCUCCACUCCUUGCCUGGACUCAUCCCACCCCUCAGCGGCUCUGAACCCCAAGAGAAGAGUCGGGAAACAAAAUAAACAAGCAAAGGCCCAGCA
Molecule: messenger RNA, 3192 nt
Organism: Rhinopithecus roxellana (golden snub-nosed monkey)
Lineage: Eukaryota; Metazoa; Chordata; Mammalia; Primates; Cercopithecidae
Gene: SYN1
Product: synapsin I
Exons: 14
Coding region: 1-2256 (751 amino acids)
Biological process (GO): neurotransmitter secretion
Cellular component (GO): synaptic vesicle; synaptic vesicle membrane
Molecular function (GO): ATP binding
Source: RefSeq, a predicted model, not a curated record